This is a messenger RNA of Anopheles nili, 719 nucleotides long. RefSeq names its product 60S ribosomal protein L17 (gene RpL17). Lineage: Eukaryota; Metazoa; Arthropoda; Insecta; Diptera; Culicidae. Bases 34 to 597 code for a protein of 187 amino acids. Gene Ontology annotation, molecular function: structural constituent of ribosome. Gene Ontology annotation, cellular component: ribosome; cytosolic large ribosomal subunit. The record is from RefSeq and is a predicted model, not a curated record. Gene Ontology annotation, biological process: cytoplasmic translation. The transcript is spliced from 3 exons.
CGCAUUGAAUUUGUUGUCGACUGCGGAUUCAAGAUGGGUCGUUACGCGAAGGAACCUGACAAUGCUUCUAAAUCCUGCAAGUCGCGUGGAUCGAACCUCCGGGUUCAUUUCAAGAAUACACGCGAAACGGCACUAGCCAUCAAGCGUAUGCCUCUCCGUCGUGCCCAACGUUUCCUGAAGAACGUUAUCGAUAAGAAGGAGUGUGUACCGUUCCGUCGCUUCAACGGUGGUGUUGGCCGUUGUGCACAGGCAAAGCACUGGGGCACGUCGGUCGGUCGUUGGCCGAAGAAAUCCGCCGAGUUCCUGCUGCAGCUGCUCAAGAACGCCGAGGCUAAUGCCGACUAUAAGGGUUUGGACGUGGACCGGCUAGUGAUUAAUCAUAUUCAGGUUAACCGCGCGCCUUGCCUGCGCCGUCGUACGUACCGUGCUCACGGUCGCAUCAACCCGUACAUGUCGUCGCCGUGCCACAUCGAGCUGUCGCUGACGGAGAAGGAGGAUGUCGUGACCAAGGCUACUGAUGAGUCGGAACAAGCGAAGAAAAAGCUUUCAAAGAAGAAGCUGCAGCGGCAAAAGGAAAAGAUGAUGCGCAAUGAAUAAGAACCGGAUGGUGGGGAAGGAAUCCUUUAACUAUUCUUUCGUUGUGCAAAUUGUUCUUUAAGGUGGCGAAUAAAACCGUCAACAAAAACCCCGAAAAGAGGAAAGUGGAGAGUGGUGAGAAA